AUGCUUUGGGGACAGGCCGCGCGGCCCCUAAGCCCAGAGCAGCUAAAGGGGAUCGAGGAGCACAAAUACUCCUGCAGAGGGUCUUCAGUUUGCGAAGAGCAUUUGCAGAAAUUUUGGUCUUGGAGUCUUAUCCUCGCUGCCGUCUGUGUAUUCGUAUACCAAACACUUGAUGCUUUGGAUGGGAAACAAGCUCGGAAGACGGACACUUCAUCUCCUCUAGGAGAACUUUUUGACCAUGGCUGUGACGCCAUUUCCACAGGUUUGUGA
Messenger RNA from Dibothriocephalus latus, 267 nucleotides. The record is from the annotation of a GenBank genome assembly. Lineage: Eukaryota; Metazoa; Platyhelminthes; Cestoda; Diphyllobothriidea; Diphyllobothriidae.